AUGUUGAUGACGUCAUUUCCAAGCGACUCCCGCGCGCUAUUUGGUGGCGAGAGUUGACGGCGGUGAAAGCAACGGGAGCUUUUGAGUUAGUUGAGCGGACAAUUACUUUCUUCUCCGGAUAACUGGGCGUCACGGCACCGAUGUUUUCUCCGCGUUCCGGCCCGAGCUCGACCCGGCGGCAGCAGAACAGAACUCCGGCCGGGAGAAGGUCCGGCAGCCUUCUGCUCACCCCGCGCAGGACAAGACCAACACCCAGUCGUGAGCAGAGCCAUGCCACCUCCGACGGUCUCAACUACGACCUGCAAACGUUCGGCUCUUCGCUUCCAGUCAAAGUGAUGGAGGCGCUGAACGUGCUCGAUGGUGAGGAGCGGAUCUCGGUCAAAGUGAGCGAGAGCGGCUGGGCCUGGCUGGUUUGCGGGGACAGACUCAUCAUCUGGAAAAUCGGCCAGACGCCUGUCGCUAAGCUGUGCGCGUGCAAGGAGCUCCAGCUGCCCGCCAGCCAGUUCGACCACACGGCCGAGCGGGUGGCCGUGACGUCGGCCGGACCGCUGGACGCGGCCCCCGCGCAGGCCGUGUCCGCGCUGGCCGUGUCGGCCGAGGGCGCCGCCCGCUUGUGGCCCAGCUUGUCGCAGGAGGGCAACUACGCAGAGGCUGACCUGGACCUGGGAGACCCGUGCGCCUUCGUGCUGGCCGUCAGCGGCGGCAGCUUCGUGGUGUCCUCGGCCACGGGUCGCAUGCUGCGCGUCGGGGCCGACUCUUCCGGAAGGCUUCAGCAUCGAGCGCUGCAACGGGGCCAGGGUGUGUUGUCGGGCAUCGGGCGUAGAGUGUCCAGCCUGUUCGGCAUCCUGUCGCCGCCCGCCGACGACGCCCUCCGCGGCGUGCUGUGGGUGAGCGCGAGCGGCUGCCUCUACGCGCUGAGCGACUCCCGCCUCAGCAAAUGGGAGGUGGACGAGAGGGGGGAGCAGCAGACGAUCAGCUGGGACGUCCAGCGAGCUCUGAGCGAGAGCAUCGCCGACGCCAUUUGGGGCUCAGAGGCCAACUACGAGGAGAUGCGCGACGGCGUCCACGUGACCUUUCUGGACGUGAAGCUCAGCCAGAUCGGGCUGGUGGUCCUGGCCGCCGCCCGGCACCCGUCCGACACUCCCUGCCUGGUCUACUUCUGCCUGGUCACCCUGCAGGACCUCGGCGCCGCCAUCUCCAACCAGUUCACCGUGGAAGUCACUAACUACAACCCCCACUUUCAGAGUGAGUCCCAACUGUGCGCCACGCGUCUCCUGUUGCCCCCUUCCCCCGGCGCCACCGCCUUCCUCUACAACGAGGAGCUGGUCUUCGCCUGCUCCACGGGAAGCGGCAGGGCGGCCCCCCCCGACGAGAGGAUCCCUUUCAACUCUUCCGGUGACGGCGUGCGCGGCGGCGGCUGCUGCGCCAACCUGCCCGUCUUCUUCUCCCAGAAGAGCGGUCUGGUCGCCGUGGUGGCCCGGGAGAGCCCCUCCGUCCUGCCCGAGACCGUGGAGGACUCGCUGUGCUCGUCUCUGGCGGCACCGGAGGCGUCCGCCGCGAUGGAGCGGCCCGGCCGAGCUGAGCCAAUCGCUCCGGAGGACAAAGCCAAAUUUCUGAAGGCGGCCUUCUUGCAGUUCUGCCGCAACGACGUCCUGGGCGCCCAAGCGCUUACCGACGAGCUCUUCCCGGCCGGUGACGACGCGGCGGAGGGCGGGGAGCUGGACGCCAUGGUGGCCCAGAUCGACCUGGACCUGCUGGACGACUACCCGGCCUCGGACCCCCGCUGGGCUGAGUCUGUGCCUGACGAGAGUGCUGGCUUCCCGCUGACCUCCCUCAUCAUCCUCCAUCAGCUGGAGGACAAGAUGAAGGCCCACAGUUGCUUCAUGGACUUCCUGCUGCAGGUGGGUCUCCUGGAGCGUCUGGGCCGCGUUUGGGUGCGCUCGUCGCCCAUGUCCACGCGGCUGCUGCUGUGCGAGCACGCCGAGAAGCUGCAGGCGGCCGUGGCGUUGAAGAACCAGCACGCCAAGCACGGCGAGCUGGUCAACCGGGCCAUCGCCGCGGCGCUGCGCCGGAACGACGCGGCCGUGCCGCCCAGCCUCACGGGGGCCGACGUCUUCUUCCGGGAGGUUUCGCAAAUCUCCACCAUCUUUGAAUGUCUUCUGGAGGAAGAGGAGAGGAGCUUGAGGGAGAACCCGGUGGACUCGGUGCAAUGGGCCGAGGGGGUUCUGACCGUCAACGGCAUCAUCAAGGAUAUGCUUCACGCCGCGGGUCAGUACCGAGAGACGAAGGCGUCUACGUACAGAGCGUCCGAACACGCUGACGUGGACGCCGAGUACAUCCCGUGGACGGCGCUGGGCGGCGCCGGCGGCGUCCGCACGGUCAUCUGCCGCCAGUGCGAGCUGGUCCUGCGCUCCGUGUACCCCCACGCCGACUCGGAGCUGCGUAGUGUGCUGUGCGAGCAGCUGGUGGCGCUGUUGGACUUUUACCUGGCCGGCUACGUGGCCCAGCUCAACUCCCUGAAGCAGCGGCGGCGGCAGCAGCAGGGACAAGAGCGCUACGACAGUCUAGAAAUGGAGUAUGGUCAGCGGCGAUCGGAGCUACUGGCACCACUACUGGAGCUGGGCCAGUACCAGUGGGCGGCGGCGCUGGCCGAGAAGUAUUGCGACUUUGACAUCCUGGUCCAGAUGUGCGAGCUGACCGACAACCAGAGCCGCCUGCAGCACUACAUGAGCAAGUUUGCCGACCAGAAUUUUGCCGACUUCCUGUUCCGCUGGUACAUGGAGAAGGGCAAGAGAGGCAAACUUUUGUCGCAGCCGACCGCUCAGCACCAGCAGCUGGCCGGAUUCCUGCGAGCGCACCAACACCUCAGCUGGCUGCACGACAUCCACGUCCAGGACUACCAAGCUGCCCACCGGACGUUGGUCAAGCAGGCCGACGCCGAGACGCGUUACUUUGCCAAGAAAAAGACUCUCCUGGCUCUCGGCAAACUGGCGGCGCUGGCGUCCGAUCUUGCGGCGGACCAGCUGGCCAAACAAGUCGACGAAAUUGUGGAGCAGGAGCGCUUCCUGCUGCACCAGGAGACCUUGCCCAGGCAGCUUCUGGAGGACAAGCAGCAGAACCCCGACGCCAUGUCGCUUCUCAGCGCUCGCCAGCUGGUGCAGCUUUACAUCUGCGACGACAACCGCAGGGCCAACGAGUACGACUUCAAAAAGGCUUUGGAUCUCCUGCGGUACAUCGAUGAGGACGACGUCGACGACGGCAACGUCCACUCGCUCAAGUGUCAAAUCUUGGGAAAAGUUCUCCGGAGAGACGAUUGGUCAUCUGUCGACGGCAACGACGACCCCCUGGAGGCCGCCAAGGACAGCAUCUUUGUCAAGAUCCUCGCCAUGCUGGCUCAGGAAGGUGUCCGGCUGCAGACGUACCUGCCAGAGGUCAAGGAGCUGCUGGAGCUGGACGAGCUGAGCGCUCUCAAAUCCAAACCCUACUUCGAGUUUGUGUUGCGAGCAAAUUACGAGCAUUACCUAGAGGCGCAGAUGUGAAUGCCCGACUUGAGAUUCCCCCCCCCCCCAACCCUAUCCCUUCUCAAUAAAAAUGGAGCCGUUUGUUUCA
Molecule: messenger RNA, 3609 nt
Organism: Hippocampus zosterae (dwarf seahorse)
Lineage: Eukaryota; Metazoa; Chordata; Actinopteri; Syngnathiformes; Syngnathidae
Gene: nup133
Product: nucleoporin 133
Exons: 25
Coding region: 141-3539 (1132 amino acids)
Biological process (GO): poly(A)+ mRNA export from nucleus; protein import into nucleus; transcription-dependent tethering of RNA polymerase II gene DNA at nuclear periphery
Cellular component (GO): nuclear pore outer ring
Molecular function (GO): protein binding; structural constituent of nuclear pore
Source: RefSeq, a predicted model, not a curated record